Patiria miniata (bat star) is the source of this 1436-nucleotide messenger RNA. Its product is annotated as salivary glue protein Sgs-3-like. The transcript is spliced from 5 exons. The record is from RefSeq and is a predicted model, not a curated record. NCBI's taxonomy places the organism in Eukaryota, Metazoa, Echinodermata, Asteroidea, Valvatida, Asterinidae. The coding region runs from base 132 to 1436 and encodes 434 amino acids.
GGAUGAAGUCAAUGCAACCAACACUGAUGGUCAACCAAUAACAUGUACAGAUGAUGCAGGGGGAACUGCUGUGACUACCACAGGAGGAGACUUUCCAGUUGGACUUCACACUGUGACUUGCACAGUUACCAAUGAUGGUGGUUGCACGGCCUCUGCAAACUUCACAUUCAACGUCACAGGCCCAGUCACAUCAACCACAGGCCCAUCAACCACAGGCCCAGGCACAUCAACCACAGGCCCAUCAACCACAGGCCAAUCAACCACAGGCCAAUCAACCACAGGCCCACCAACCACUGGCCCACCAACCACAGGCCCACAAACCACAGGCCCACCAACCACCGGCCCACCAACCACCGGCCCACCAACCACAGGCCCACCAACCACAAGCCCACCAACCACAGCCACCAACCACCGACCCACCAACCACCCCUCCACCAACCACCGACCCACCAAGCACCGACCCACCAACCACCGGCCCACCAACCACCGACCCACUAACCACCGACCCACCAACCACCGGCCCACCAACCACAGGCCCACCAACCACCCCCCCACCAACUACCGACCCACCAACCACCGACCCACCAACCACAGGCCCACCAACCACAGGCCCACCAACCACCGGCCCACCAACCACCGGCCCACCAACCACCGACCCACCAACCACCCCCCCACCAACCACCCCCCCACCAACCACCGACCCACCAACCACCGACCCACCAACCACCGACCCACCAACCACAGGCCCACCAACCACCGACCCACCAACCACAGGCCCACCAACCACAGGCCCACCAACCACCGACCCACCAACCACCCCCCCACCAACCACCGACCCACCAACCACCGACCCACCAACCACCCCCCCACCAACCACCGACCCACCAACCACCGACCCACCAACCACCGACCCACCAACCACAAGCCCACCAACCACCGGCCCACCAACCACCGACCCACCAACCACCGACCCACCAACCACAGGCCCACCAACCACCGGCCCACCAACCACCGACCUACCAACCACCGACCCACCAACCACAGGCCCACCAACCACAGGCCCACCAACCACCGACCCACCAACCACAGGCCCACCAACCACCGACCCACCAACCACCGACCCACCAACCACAGGCCCACCAACCACCGACCCACCAACCACCGACCCACCAACCACAGGCUCACCAACCACCGGCCCACCAACCACAGGCACACCAACCACAGGCCCAGACUGUGCUGAAUUUGGAUCGUCUAACCUUGUUCCAUUUGGCCUUGGGGCUGGAGACAGUGCACUCUCCACCGUCUAUCAAUCAUUCUAUCUGCCUUCCAAGGAUCGGAUCUCCCCAACCUUCACUUCACGGCAGUUCUUUCCCUUUGGCAAUGAGCUCUAUGAGUUUCUAUAUGUAAGUAGCAGCAUGACUUGUGGAGUGCCGUGA